Diabrotica virgifera virgifera (western corn rootworm) is the source of this 4907-nucleotide messenger RNA. Its product is annotated as protein RCC2 homolog. The record is from RefSeq and is a predicted model, not a curated record. NCBI's taxonomy places the organism in Eukaryota, Metazoa, Arthropoda, Insecta, Coleoptera, Chrysomelidae. The transcript is spliced from 6 exons. The coding region runs from base 298 to 1731 and encodes 477 amino acids.
AUCAUAAAAUGCCGCUAAUAAAAAAUACAGUUGUUUGGUUUGGUUUGUAUCCGCUUUCGUUGGGUGAUUAGCCAUUUUGCUUUUUGCUCAAUUCUAGAGAAAGCCGGUUUCCCAUAAUUUCGCAUCUACCUCAAAAUUUGUAUCUUUAUCGUUUAAAAAUCGCUUUACAAUUUACAUUUUAGUACAUUUAAUCAUUUUAACACUAAAAUAAAGAACUAAAGGUGUGUGUAAAUUUGUUUCUGGAGAGUACCGUUGUUUUCUCAGCUUAACCUUUAUCUCUUUGUGCAGAAUUUUACCAUGUCCGCAUCUCUUAAGAGAAAGAGGGCUCCCUCGAAGAAGGCAGCUGGGAAGAAAAAUAAGAAAAGCUUAGACAUGGAUUCGGAUUUAAGUGAAGGCAGUGGUGGUGAAAAUAAUGUUCAACCUGAUGAAGUCCUCAUAGCCGGACAUGGGGAUAUUGAUGAAACCCCUUUGCCAAAAGAGUUGUUGAAUACCAUAAUCAAGCCUGCUGGACAGCUGGUCUUUUUCGGAAAUGUGAACUGGGACACGAUGGGCAAAAGGGAAGUAAAGGGACAGAAAAUUUUGCCUAUGUUGUAUUGGCCCCACAGGUUUACUGAUCUAAGGAUUCGUUCAGUUGUAAGCGGAUGUGUGGCAGGUCAUUCCAUCCUAGUCACAGAAGAAGGUAAAGCAAUGACUUUCGGCAGAAACCCUCAAGGUCAACUAGGCCUGGAUGAUACUGAAUCCAGGACAACACCUACUUUGGUACCUGGACUGGAGAACAUGAACAUUAUAGGUGCUGCAUGUGGUCGACAUCAUUCAUUGUUUUUGACAGACAGUGGGACUGUAUAUGCAUGUGGAGAUAAUAAGUCGGGCCAAUGUGGCGUAGGAAACUUACAACCCCAAAUUUUAGUACCAACGAGGAUCAAUUAUAGAGGACCUCCUAUAAUAAAAGUAGGCGCUGGCGCUGAAUUUUCUGUUAUUCUUGACAUAAAAGGUGGUCUCCACUCAUUCGGCUUGCCUGAAUAUGGUCAACUUGGACAUAACACUGAUGGCAAAUACUUCAAAACCAGCACCAAACUGUGCUUCAACUAUCAAACCAGUCCAAAGCGCAUUGUUCUAUACAUAGAGAAGAGUAAAGAUGGACAUGUUUCAGCAGUGGAUGUCACUGAAAUAGUAGACUUUUCGUGUGGUCAGAACCACACUGUCGCUAUUGAUAGUAAGAAGAGGGCAUUUUCAUGGGGAUUUGGAGGAUUCGGAAGGCUGGGACAUGCGGAGCAGAAGGAUGAGAUGGUACCCCGUCUCAUAAAAUAUUUUGACAGCCAAUCCAGAGGCGUGCGCUCAGUUCAUUGUGGUUCAACAUACUCGUUAGCCGUGACAGAGUUCAAUGGUCUCUACAUGUUUGGUCAAACCAAAAAAACUGGCGAGGCUAACAUGUAUCCUAAGCCCAUCCAAGAUCUUGCUGGUUGGAAUAUCAAGUGUAUAGGCACCGGCCAAACCUCCAUUAUUGUAGCCGCUGAUGAAAGCGUUAUUGCAUGGGGAGCCUCACCUUGCUAUGGGGAACUCGGCUUGGGCGAUAUGCAGAAGACGAGUACUACACCAAAAGAAGUCAACAAACUGUCUGGUACAAAAGUGACAAGCCUCACCAUGGGCAUCUGUUUCACCCUUCUCGUCGCAUCAGACGAAACCCCCGAACAAAAACAAAAACUGGAAACGUUGAAAGAAUAUACACCUUAGAUCAAUAAGAAACUAUGAAACACUUAGGUAGUAAGUUAUUCCAUGUAUUUAUGUCACUAAUGAUAUGACCGUUAGAGCAAUCGACAGCUUACACUACACACUUCCCUUUUUCUUUGAAGUGAGAAAAAAGUAUGAACGGAACACCAUCUAAGCGAGUGGCAUUAGGGAAUCUUUUUUGACUUAGCUGGUUUAGUACCGACAAAAAUUAUGCACUUCUUAAAUUUUUCUGUUUGAUCUAAUUCACGAGAACAUGAAUUGUGGUAAUACUCUAGUUGGCCCCAAUAUUGUUUGUACGUAGACUCGUUGAAGCUUUAAAUGAUGCAGAUUUUCCAUCAAGGAGAGACACUAUACAUGUAUACUAAUAUCAUUCCAGUGCAGUCUUGAAUAACGACCUCUGGGCUUAAUUAAAAGUGAAACAGAUUAUUUAUCCCUUCUGUAUCCGUCCCACGUAUGGUAAAAGUCCAACAAAUUAGUAGUGUUGUCAAAUCCUCGUAUGUAUAAUUAAUUGCCAGAUAGAAAAAAUUAAGUACUGUAAAUACAUAGCACAGAUGAUAAUUUUUAUUGGUACAAAUCCACUUGUAUAAGUCUUGAUGUACAUAAUUCAACAUUUCAUUCAAUAAAAUAUUGAUAUAAUUAUCAUCAACAUCAGGUACUAGUUCAACAUAGAAAUAUUUUUCGGUAUUUUUUAACGUGGUGUAAAAUAGUCAUUUUUAACCUGUUUUUUUUUUUGUAUGGUGUACAUUUUUAUAAUUCGUUUAUUUUGGAUAAGAGAACAAAGUCUGAAUUUUUUUCUCACUUCGAUUUUGUUAAAAUAUUUGAGCUGUCAACUUUUGACGUAAAGUAAAAUUUUCAGGAUAUACAUCUGAAAAUUCUUUUAGGAAUUAAAUGACUUGGUGGCAACAUUUUUAUAAUAAUUUUUUUACUAAAUUUGGUAGAUUUUGUCUUCGGUAAAUAUUUUGACAUAUAUAAUUUGUUACGAGGUAUUAUAACAGUGUUUGUAUCAUUUGAAGAAACCCUUACAUCUAUGAUAAAUAAGAGUUUCCUGUUUGCUCUAUCUUGUGUUAUUUGAGUCAUCUUAUAUCAUUAUAUGAGUGUCUUAUUCAAAUAUUUUAAGUAACUGGGAUCUCCAAUGUAUUCAAAAUGUACCUUUAGUUUUUUUUUAAAGCCUAGUUCAUCUGGUGGUGCCAAAAAUUCCAGACUAUUGUCAGAAAUUGAAACAUUGAAUGUAACGUAUUUUCAAUUAAGUUGUGGUUUAUUCCUAUUAAAUGCGUUACUGAAUUCUUCUGUAGCUAUAUUUUCCGUCACUAACAUAUCAUCUGCAUACCUCAAUGACAAAGCUUUUCUCCAUUUACAUUGAUACUUUUGUUCGUAAGAUAAAAGCUACCAUAUCUGGUAUUCUCCAGACAUACUGCAUGCUACGCUGAUAAUUCUUGUUGUCGCUCUCUUACUCCAAAACUAGGUGUGGUGUUUUGAUGUGGGUUUAUUUAUAUUUUUGUACUGAUCAUCAAUUCAGCAUUCUGUCAAACUUUCUAAUAUUUUUUGUUGGUUUAUUGUGUCGAAGAUCUUUUCAUAAUCCACAAAUAAAUUACAUGCCUAUUUUUCUACAUACAUGCAAUACACAACCAACCACAGAAAUGGCACUGGAGUACCAAUGGAGUUGAAAAAAGGAGGUAUCAAUUAUUCUAAGGAGGUGUCCUGAGACCAGGAAGGGUCUUGAUACCAUCACAAUAGUUAUACCCAUAUCUGCUUCGUAUCAAGGAGGUAUCACAAUAAUACAUCAUACAAAUUAAUGUUUUGAGGUAAAACCAGCUUAGUAUCAUUCAAAUGAUACUGAUUUCAAUCUAUACCUUUGUUCCGUGGUGGUUGUGCGGAAACAAUUAAAUGAAAUUAAAAUAAAUGUAAACACAACAAACUGUCAAUAAUAUAUUUAUUUGUGUCGGUAAAAUAGCGUGAAUAUUUUUCGAAAGAGGGUUUGUUAUUCUUUGCGAGUGUGGUGGUGUGACUGCACAGGGUGCCCGCUGUGACUAUACUGAACUAACUAACUACAAACAUGAGUCCGUCAUUAUGUGGUUUCAAGAAGUUGACGGCUAGAACCCAUUUAAAAAGUGAUUUAUUGACAUAAGGUCUGAUAAGGUAAUUUCCCAUACAUUAACUGAACAGGCCAUUAACAUCUGGUGUUUUAAAAGCUGAAAAGGCAUUUUACCUGAAUACACACUGAUAUAUUUCGUUUCUUAACUUAACAGGCCCUUCUAUGCAUAUGGUUUGUAUAUUAAAUGUGAAUUAUAAAUGGGACGUAUUAUUUCAUUUUGAAAAAGUUAUUAAAAAUUAAAAUUAGCAAAAUAGUAAUUGAAGCGUGUCGCCACACCUUGUAACAUCUCAUACCCUUCCUUGUAAUGAUUUGUAUAUUCAUUUUAUUCCGAAGACAAAUUAUCUACCCUGUAUACGAGUUGAAAUUUUUGGACUACUUUCUAGAUAUACAUAUUUUUUAUUUUGCAGUAUUUUUUACUUUUGUACAUUCGAUCUUUUAUCGUAACUUAAUCAUUGUUAUAAUUAGGCAUUGGCUCUGGAAGUUAUAUUUAUAUUCUACAACAAAAAUUUGUGUACUUGACUACUCUCUGGACAUUACAAAAAUUUUGGAGAGUGUGUUUUAAAUAUUCAUAUUUUUACCAUUGGCUAAUCAUUUCAUUUGACUCAUUGCCACAUACAAAGUCAUGUAAAGUAAAAUAUAUACAUAUUUUGUGAAAAUAAAACGGAAGCAUAAAACUUUUUGUUUAUGUUUCCUUAGUAUAAAAACUUUUUUUUAUUUUUAUAUUAUGAUAUGCCAACCACAGUGAAUUUUCCUGCAGGGAUUUCUUAUAUAUUUUUUAUUGAUGCUGUCACUAUAUUAUAAAUUAUCGUAAUUAUCAACCAGUACUGCCAAGUUUCUAUUUUCAUUUAACUUUUACUGCAUUUCCAGAGUUAUACAAAUUGCACUGCAAAGAUCAUGUUUAGAUUAGAUGUAAUAAAAUAAAAUUUCCUAGACAACUUCGUUUUUUUUACUCUUUCGAUACUUGUAUUUAUAUUAGGUUGAAUAUGUUUAAUUCUACACUCAAAUAUCGAAUGUAUUAUAUAUAUUAGAUGUAUUUUUUGUAUUGUUUAAUUGUACCUUCUUCGAAAUAAACAUUUUACAUUUAAAA